Phaethon lepturus (White-tailed tropicbird) is the source of this 1675-nucleotide messenger RNA. RefSeq names its product dedicator of cytokinesis protein 2-like. Gene Ontology annotation, cellular component: cytoplasm; plasma membrane. The annotation marks the transcript as partial. The transcript is spliced from 17 exons. Gene Ontology annotation, molecular function: guanyl-nucleotide exchange factor activity; small GTPase binding. Lineage: Eukaryota; Metazoa; Chordata; Aves; Phaethontiformes; Phaethontidae. Gene Ontology annotation, biological process: small GTPase-mediated signal transduction; cell migration. The record is from RefSeq and is a predicted model, not a curated record.
AUGGCGCGAUGGCACAAGACAGACAAGAGGAGUGGCGUGGCUAUAUACAAUUUCAAAGGCACAGGAACACUGCAACUGCCUCUACAGAUUGGUGAUGUGGUCCAUAUCUUGGAGUCCUCUGAAGAUUGGUACAAAGGUUACCUAGUAAGACACAAAGGAUCAGAGGGAAUAUUUCCUAAAUCUUUCAUCCACAUCAAGGAAGUUACUGUUGAAAAGAAAAGACAUACAGAAAAUAUAAUUCCUGCUAUUACCACUACUCUCUGGGAAUGGGGAAGCAUCUGGAAACAGCUCUAUGUGACGAACAAGAGUGAGCGGUUCCAGCAGGUGCAGUCUAUGAUGUAUGACUUAAUGGAGUGGCGGUCACAGCUUCUCUCUGGGACCUUGCCAAAAGAUGAGCUCAAAGAACUCAAACAGAAAGUCACUUCCAAAAUUGACUAUGGUAACAAGAUACUUGAGCUAGAUCUAAUAGUUAGAGAUGAAGAUGGAAAUAUCUUGGAUCCAGAUAAAACCAGUGUCAUCAGCCUAUUUCAUGCACAUGAAGAAGCAACUAAUAAAAUCACUGAGCGAAUUAAGGAGGAAAUGUCAAAGGAUCAACCAGAUUAUGCAUCAUACUCCCGAAUGUCUUCAUCCCCCACCCACAGCCUAUACGUCUUUGUGCGGAAUUUUGUUUGCCGAAUUGGAGAGGAUGCAGAACUCUUUAUGUCACUAUAUGAUCCGCAGAAAUUAACAAUUAUAAGUGAGAACUACUUGGUGAGAUGGGGGAGUAGAGGCUUUCCAAAAGAAAUUGAUAUGCUCAACAACCUUAAAGUAGUGUUCACAGAUCUUGGCAAUAAGGACCUUAGCAGAGACAAAAUUUAUUUAGUUUGUCAAAUAGUCCGAGUUGGAAGGAUGGAUCUCAAAGACAGUAACUCAAAGAAAUACACACAAGGACUAAGGCGGCCUUUUGGAGUGGCAGUUAUGGAUAUUACAGAUAUCAUAAAAGGAAAAGCUGAAAGUGAUGAAGAAAAGCAGCAUUUCAUUCCCUUUCACCCGGUAGUGGCAGAGAAUGACUUUUUACACAGUCUCCUAAGCAAAGUCACUGCAUCAAAAGGAGACAGUGGUGGACAAGGUCUCUGGGUAACUGUGAAAAUGCUUGUUGGAGAUGUGAUUCAAACUAGAAAGGACUAUCCACAUCUUGUAGAUAGAACCACCGUUGUCGCUAGAAAGCUAGGAUUUCCUGAAAUAAUUAUGCCAGGAGAUAUAAGAAAUGACAUUUAUAUUACUUUGCUGUAUGGAGAUUUUGAUAAAUACAAUAAAACAACUCAGAGAAAUGUGGAAGUUAUAAUGUGUGUCUGUGAUGAAGAAGGAAAAGUGAUGCCAGGUUUUUCUUGUGGAAAUUCCCAGAGGAAUGCAAUUUGCACAUUAAAAGUUUCAUAUCUGAAGCCUAGCAUCACUGAUCUUGCAUCUUCAAUUAUCAGAAUUAGCAGUUACUCUGGACGUACAACAUUGCAAAGGCGGAUCUUUCGUGCAGUGUCUCCAGUCUCCAAAGGCUCCACGCUGGGGCCUGUUAACCGGGCUCACCUCAGCUCCCAGGCCUGCGCCGGGGCCCCGCUGCCUUACAAGCAGCAACUGCGGCCUAGCGCGCUGCUCGCAGCCGUCAUGGCGGUUGUAGGACGACGCAGAGCCGCGGGGCAGC